Molecule: messenger RNA, 786 nt
Organism: Helianthus annuus (common sunflower)
Lineage: Eukaryota; Viridiplantae; Streptophyta; Magnoliopsida; Asterales; Asteraceae
Exons: 1
Coding region: 1-786 (261 amino acids)
Source: RefSeq, a predicted model, not a curated record
AUGUCGAAUGUACUUAAGGAUGGGCCUUGGAUAAUCAGAUCCCAACCACUGUUUCUUGAUAGAUGGACUCCAACUACUAAGCUCGAAAAGAAAGAGGUAAAGAAGGUACAAAUUUGGGUCAAAAUUCAUGAAGUUCCUCUAGCAGCUUAUACGGAGGAUGGUCUUAGCUUGAUUGCAAUAACCAUUGGGGAACCAAAGAUGCUGGAUUCGUUUACUACGUCUAUGUGCAUGGACUCAUGGGGUCGUACCAGUUAUGCAAGAGCGUUGAUUGAGAUCUCGGCUGAUAAAGAGCCACGAGAAGAAAUCACAAUGGCAAUUCCCGAACCGGAAGGGGAGGGUUUCAUCAAAGAGACUAUGUAUCUGGAGUAUGAGUGGAACCCGUAUAGAUGUGCCACAUGUUGUGUGUUUGGUCACUCUAAUGAGAUGUGUCCGAAGCAACCAAUGAAACCAGCUAAAGCUAAACAAGAGGUUCACAAGCGCAAUGCUCAACAAAAUAAACCAAUAAAGAAGAUGCCUAUCGUUGAUCAGGAGGGAUACACUGAAGUGUAUGGGAAGAAAGCUGCUAGAAAGACUGGAAUUCCUGUAAACAAACAAAAGUCUAAGUUCGAAUAUCGUCCUGUGGGGCCAAAACCUAAGGGUGGCAGCAACAAUGCUUCAACGUCAAACACUUCCAAGUCGAAUAAUCCGUUUGAUAUUCUUAAUGAAGUGGGAGAGGCUUCGGGUACAACUAAGAGAGAUUCGGAGUCGGGUAAGAGGCACGUGGAUUCAGAUGAAGAUGAGGUUUAG